This is a messenger RNA of Papilio polytes (common Mormon), 1767 nucleotides long. RefSeq names its product SH3 and multiple ankyrin repeat domains protein 3 (gene Prosap). The record is from RefSeq and is a predicted model, not a curated record. Gene Ontology annotation, cellular component: dendritic spine; postsynaptic membrane; postsynaptic density. NCBI's taxonomy places the organism in Eukaryota, Metazoa, Arthropoda, Insecta, Lepidoptera, Papilionidae. Gene Ontology annotation, molecular function: synaptic receptor adaptor activity; ionotropic glutamate receptor binding. Bases 229 to 1713 code for a protein of 494 amino acids. The transcript has 14 exons.
AUACCCGCUAGUAGCGAGUCUGACCCCCGAGCGUUCGCCGGCCUAGUGACGUCCCGAAUCGCAGCCUAUUGAACGAACUAUCGAUGUUUAGUGUUGUACUCGAGUGUUCAACACCUGUGUUUUUGUGCUUUUCUAUAUCUUUGUAUAGUGUUUUUGGAUUGUUUGUGGGACUUGCGCGGACGGUGGUUCUCUUGGAAAAGGUAGCAGUUUCCAGGAUGGCGUAGCGUAAUGGAGGGGGAGUGCUCGGAGGGCGGGGAGGGGUGGCUGCUGGUGCGUGUGCACGUGCCCGAGCUCAACGUUCAGAAGAGCCUGCAGUUCCCGCGGGACCAGCUCGUCUGGGACGUCAAGCAGCAGUGCCUCGCCGCUUUGCCCAAGGUGGCCACCUGGUACAGGGAGCUAAAGGAGAGCUUCAACUAUGGUCUAUUCUGCCCGCCGGUCAACGGCAAGGCUGGAAAGUUCCUGGACGAGGAGAGGCGCCUCGGCGACUACCCCUUCAACGGCCCUGUUGGAUAUCUUGAGUUAAAGUACAAACGUCGUGUGUACAAAAUGUUGAAGCUGGACGAGAAGACGUUGAAGACGGUGCAUUCGCGCGCCAACCUGCGCCGCUUCCUCGAGCAUGUGGCGCACGCGCAACUAGACAAGAUCACCAAAGCCUGCGCCAAAGGACUCGACCCCAACUUUCAUUGUCAGGACACCGGAGAAACACCUCUAACUGUAGCAGCGGGUAUCAAAUCUCCAGCUAAAGUUCUUAUAGCACUCGUCAAUGGUGGAGCUCUACUGGACUACAGGACAAAAGAUGGCAGCACAGCGAUGCACCGGGCAAUCGAGAAGAACUCCCUAGAAGCAGUCAAAACUCUGCUCGAACUGGGAGCGUCACCUAAUUACAAGGAUAGCAAGGGACUAACGCCUUUAUAUCUAUCUGUUACAAACAAAACAGAUCCUUUAUUAUGUGAAACAUUGCUGCACGAUCACGCAACGAUUGGUGCAACAGAUUUACAAGGAUGGCAAGAAGUACACCAGCGCAACGCGUCCGGCAACACGCCGCUGCACGUGUGCGCCGUCAACGCGCAGGACUCCUGCGCACGGCAGCUGCUCUUCCGUGGCUGCGACAAGGAGUCCCUCAACUUUGCCAACCAAACACCCUAUCAGGUAGCGGUAAUAGCUGGAAAUUUAGAAUUGGCAGAAGUAAUAAAGAACUACAAAACCGAAGAAAUCGUGCCGUUCCGCGGUCCGCCGCGAUACAACCCGAAGCGACGGUCUGCUGCAUGGGGCGGCUGGUGGAGCGCGGGAGACAGGUCCUCGCCCUGCAGCCUCGACAGGCCCUUCUCCUCAGCCUCCUCCAGCAUCAGUGACGCCAGCCACCCCAGCCACGAGGACGAUGCCAGUAUCCUCACAGGUAACCCCCCGGGACACGCCCGGCCCCGCGACCUCGUGGUGACACUGCGUCUGGCGCAGGGAGACAUCGUCGAAGUAACGGGGUCUACAGAGGAGGGCCUGCUGGAAGGCACUGUGCGGGGCUCGGGCGCGAGCGGCCUGUUCCCCGCGCACUGCGUGCAGGAGGUGCGCUUGCGUCAGAACACGGCGCACUUGCACCAGGUGCUGUCGUCGGGGCCGGUGCACCACUCGCGGGUGUCAGGGCGCCGCGAGAUGGCGCUCAGCAAGACGUACAGCGCCACCGCGCCACGGAUAAAGAAAAAGUAUGCUUGCUAUUAAAUAAGUGAAGGAUAAAACUCGCUUUCGCGACCGACGGAGCAACUGAGAUAACAA